GUCUGUGUUACUUCUUUGUAAAUUUUGACAGAGCAUAAAGUAUUAGAGUUCCCCAAGAAGCAUACUUGCUCGAAAUGGAUCAGCAAGGAAAUGGACAACCACCAGGUGUUACUACCUCUACUCCAAUGCUAUAUGGUGCUCCAUACCAUGCUAACCAAGUGGCAGGGCCCUCUCCUCCCAUGUCAGCUGGUGCACAAAUAGUUGGUCUUCCUGCAUCGUCAGGUCAGAUGACACAACAUCAGCUUGCUUAUCAGCACAUCCACCAACAGCAGCAACAACUAUUGCAGCAACAACUACAAAGUUUCUGGGGAAAUCAAUAUCAAGAAAUUGAGCACAUUAAUGAUUUCAAGAAUCAUAGCCUGCCAUUAGCAAGGAUCAAGAAAAUCAUGAAGGUAGAUGAAGAUGUUAGAAUGAUAUCAGCAGAAGCACCGGCUGUAUCUGCUCGGGCUUGUGAGAUGUUUAUCCUUGAGUUGACACUCCGUGCAUGGAACCACACUGAAGAGAAUAAAAGGAGGACACUCCAGAAAAAUGACAUUGCAGCAGCGAUAACAAGGACAGACAUAUUUGAUUUCUUGGUUGACAUUGUACCAAGAGAGGACUUGAAAGAUGAAGUGCUUGCAUCAUCAAUUCCUAGAGGAACCUCCCUGUUGGAGGCCCUCGGCACAAUUAUUAUAUGCCUAUGCAAUCUGCUCCACAAAUUGGAGCUUCAGGGGUGUAUAUGGGGAAGCCUGCUGAUCAAGCUCUUUAUGGCCAGCAUCCCCGUCCUUAUAUGGCUCAGCCAGUCUGGCCCCAGCAAUAGCAACCUCCAUCAGAUUCUUAAGCAUCUGGGGCAUCAGAUUAAUGUUGGACACCAGAUGGUAGUCUAAGAUGCAAGUACUGGACGAUACACUACCAGGAUAGCAGAUUGCAUAUUUGAAUUCACAAUAGGGACAUAUAGAGAACUAGUUCUUCGGUGUUUCCUACAGUAGCUUAAUCAUCAUAUGAUGAGCUCAAUGUAUUGGUAACAAAAUGACCCCCUUCUUAUUUUUGUGUGUUUCCAGAUA
This is a messenger RNA of Solanum verrucosum, 1043 nucleotides long. Its product is annotated as nuclear transcription factor Y subunit C-9-like. Gene Ontology annotation, cellular component: nucleus. The record is from RefSeq and is a predicted model, not a curated record. Bases 75 to 866 code for a protein of 263 amino acids. Gene Ontology annotation, biological process: regulation of DNA-templated transcription. The transcript has 2 exons. NCBI's taxonomy places the organism in Eukaryota, Viridiplantae, Streptophyta, Magnoliopsida, Solanales, Solanaceae. Gene Ontology annotation, molecular function: DNA-binding transcription activator activity, RNA polymerase II-specific; protein heterodimerization activity; DNA binding.